UAGGUCAGGAGUAGAGGGGACGCCAUGUGCUUUUGAGGCAGAAGAUCCGCUAGAAGGAGACGUGUGUGUGAUAAAUUUGUCUGUUUUCUCAGAGAGAGGACCACCGGCUCCAUUUACCGUCGGCAUGUUCUGCACCAGCCGCUGCCUCAGCACCGCGCUGCGAGCCGCAGCCAGCACGCAUCGGCAACAUCUUCAGCGGCAGACACCAGCCUUGUGUGCUCUCAGACUUCUGAAAACCAGUCCAGCCUCGUCUUCAGAUGCCAUCGCCACCCCUCCUCUAGAUGGAGCCCCCAAACAGUAUUCCCCCAAAAUCCAGCAGCUUGUCAGUGACAUAGCCAGCCUCACCUUGUUAGAGGUGUCCGAUCUCAACGAACUCCUCAAGAAAACUCUGAACAUUGAGAGUGUCGGAAUGAUGCCGAUGGGGGCGAUGGCGACAUUAGCUGCUCCUGCAGCUCAGGCUGCAGAGGAGGAGGCGGCACCAGCAAAGAAGGAGAAGACUCACUUUACAGUAAAAUUGACAGAAUUGAAAGCUGCUGAAAAAGUAAAGCUUAUAAAGGAAGUGAAAAACUGCAUCCAGGGCUUGAAUCUGGUGCAGGCUAAGAAACUAGUGGAGGCUCUUCCACAGGAAAUCCGGGCCAACGUAUCCAAAGAAGAGGCAGAGAAAUUAAAAGCAGCCCUGGAGGCAGCAGGUGGCACCGUGGAGUUGGAGUAGAUCUCGUCUGCCCUUAUGCCCACUGUUCGCCAUCAUUUUGCUACUCGUGCACUUCAUUUAUUUCUUUUAUUUCUUUCCUCCCUUUUUUUUUUUUUUUUUUUUUUUUUCCCCCCUUUUUUUUUUUUUUUUUUUUUUGUACGACAAAGACGUGGAUCGUAAGAGAAAUGGAAACAAAUGCCUUCUGACAUUAACGCCGUCCCCUUACAACGUCAGGUCGGGACAGCACAGCUGAGACUGAACUCUCCGGCACGCAGCCUUCGCAGAUGUACCGCCGCACUGUUUGGUGGUUCGCUUGUCUGAUACACGUGUCACAAACAAGCUAAGGAGAUUGGUUGGAUGCAGAGUAACGCCUUUUUCAGACAUGGGAUGAAUAACAUUGCAGUAAUGGCAUUGUGUCAAUCGGUCAUUGAUCACAUUAAUGUUCCUCUGGUUUCUAUCUGACCUUCCUACGACAGACUGAGAGAACCCCCACAGUAGUAGUGUUGGUACUAACUGUAGGCAAGUGUAACCACACUUUUAGACGUCUCUCUCGGUCAUUGUUACAAAGAGCUGCAUGUGCUGCGUGGUGUUGCAGAGAGAGCUGUACCCUGCCCCCCCCCACAUGCAUGCUCUAAAAAGCUCUCUUCUGUAUUAGGAAGAAUGCUUGAAUCAUAUUCCAAAUUAGAAACGAUGUAAACGUUUCUGCUUUUAAUUGCAUUCUCUUGUGAGCUGAGUAACUCGCCAAAGAUGCAUGCACAGUUGGUCUGCUACUGUUGAAACGUACUGCGUCCUACCUCCAGAGGCGUGAUCAGGGUACUGAUGGACACGAAACCAUUACCACACCAAGAUGCUGUCAGAUCAAUGGGAAGGAGCGCAUGUCUGAAAGAGGCUGAAGUCAGUUUGUAAUUCUUUGUGUUUAAUCUUCUCACAAGGUUAAAUCUUGUGGUUUCCAGGUUGAUACAGAUGACUGAUGUUGAGGAGCACCAGAUACUGUGUGUAGUUCAGAGAAUGGCAGGGCUGAGUCCAGAUAAAUCUCAUUGAAAUGUUAAUAAUGUGAUUAAAGUUGAAAUAAUUAUUUUGCUCUUAUGUGUUAUUGGUCGUGUGGCUGAAUUUAUGGAAAACUUGAGAGUGUAAUCAAGAUUUCAUGUGUGCUGUGUUGACUGAACAUUUAUAGUGGAACAGUGAAUUUCACUAGAUUAUGCUUUACUGUGGUUGUCCACCAGAGGUCGUCAUAAUGCUGGAUAACAGCACUUACAUGUCAUUUUGUUUCUGAGUAAACCUUAGUGUUGAAAUGAACAGAAAUGAGUAGGUUUUCCUAAAAGAGAGGAAAAAAGCUUCAGUAUCUGUGAUGAUGUAUGAUUUGGAGAGAAAGUAAUUAUGUCAUUUACACUAACUGGACACUUCAUUAGGUAUACCUUCCUCUGAACCCCUUUUGCCUUCGGAACAAAUAACGGUUUUCAUGAAUCUGUGCAAACUCUACUUUUAGUUUCCUGCUCUUAGCUAGCAUAAGUGGCAACCAGCGUGGUCUUGUGCUGCUGUAACCCAUGUGCAUCAAGGUCUGAUUUGUUCACAGAUGCUCUUCUGCAUACCUUGGUUGUAACAAGUUAUUGUUGCUGUCCUAUCAGAUGAAAGGAGACACUCAUUCCCUUCUGACAUCUCACACUGAGAUGUCAGAAGAGACCUUAGAGAUGGUCGUGUGAGAAAACCCCAGCAGAUCAGCAGUUAAGUACUCGGUCCAGCCCAGCUGUCAUUACGAGCUAUGUCACUUUCAAAGUCCUUUAAAUCUGCUUUUCAUUCUGCCCAUUUUAUGUCUACAUGCCUAAAAGCAUUUAGUUGCUGUAGGAAGACAAUCUUAUUUUGUCUGCAACUACUUGGAAAAACAGAUUUUUUUUAAAAAGAAAAAAAAGUCAGCAUGUAAAGAAGAAAAAUUAUACAGUUAUUUUAAAACUAGUGUUGGAUUGCUUUUCCUCUUGGAGAAUCUGUCUCUUCAAUGGGGUUCACAUAAGGAACAUAAACUGCUAACCCUGCACAAAAUCACCUGCAGACUG
Molecule: messenger RNA, 2739 nt
Organism: Neolamprologus brichardi
Lineage: Eukaryota; Metazoa; Chordata; Actinopteri; Cichliformes; Cichlidae
Gene: mrpl12
Product: mitochondrial ribosomal protein L12
Biological process (GO): translation
Cellular component (GO): mitochondrial large ribosomal subunit; ribosome
Molecular function (GO): mRNA binding; structural constituent of ribosome
Source: RefSeq, a predicted model, not a curated record